UCCUGCCUCAACGUUGACGGUGGGCACAAAUGUUUGCAGUGGCCAGGAAAGUGAAUUGGAAUCGACAGUUGCAAAUGUACUUCCGGAAACAACAUCAGAUGAAAGCGUUGAACUCAACGUGAUGGAAGUUUUAAGAAAGUGUCCUGCAGGAAGACUUAUAAUAAGUGAAUAUCUGGGAAGAGAUGAGGAAUUCAUCACGAGUGAAGAAAGAAUAACAAUUAUUCAAAUUCUGUGUGACCACAUUGUGAAAACGGAUCCAUUACAAUAUUUUUCUUUGACAUCGACGAAGCUGCUUUGGGCUGAAGCAAUAGUGAAAAGUUUUCCUUGUCUAGAAACAAAGGUGACCGAUGCCCAGGGCAAAGUCACUAUGAAUCACGACAUCUACUUUUACCCCAAAGCAGGAGGAUUCAUAGAAAAUAAAUUAAAAGAAAUGCGAAGGAGCAAGGGAAUUCGGAAGAGAAAAAUAUCCUCUCAAACUAGUUCUACACUGAACACAUCCACAGAAAAAAAGACCAAAACUAAAGUUAAGAAGGGAGAAAUUCUCUUAAAAGGGGCAAAUGUGGUUUUUUAUGAGUCUGUCAUGGUAUCGAUGGUUUCUUGGUUGAAAGUACAUGGGCCUUCUAUCACAAAUAAAGCCAAGAUCCAUGAGUAUAUGGAGAGUACAUUUGAUUACCGGGAGCAGCAAAUUUCUGUAACCUUAACGUCCGCUUCUCAAAUUUUCGAAGAAUAUCCACGUUACGUGGAUUUUGAAAACGGAUCUUUGAUAUUGCACGAUUUUUAUCGAAAAUAUAAGGACGCACACUUCUGCUUGGAAACGCGUUUCUUCGGACGGUUCCAGAACGCUUUGGUUGGAUUAGCGGAAAGGAAAAAAUGUUUGAAAAAUAUCAGCGCUUGCAAUCAAUCAUUUGCAAACUUCCUCGACAAUGUUGCAGCAGCAACAAUUCCGCAGUCCCUCGAACAACAGCAGCAAAGUUAA
This is a messenger RNA of Daphnia magna, 976 nucleotides long. RefSeq lists its product as uncharacterized. The transcript is spliced from 5 exons. Bases 122 to 976 code for a protein of 284 amino acids. The record is from RefSeq and is a predicted model, not a curated record. NCBI's taxonomy places the organism in Eukaryota, Metazoa, Arthropoda, Branchiopoda, Diplostraca, Daphniidae.